AUGUCCACCACCACGACCGUCAGCGAGACUUUACCAUCGUCGUCGACAACGAAGAACGUUAUCCCAAAAUGGAAGGCGCCCCCGCCAACCACCGAAACGGAGCUUGAAUGGGCCGACAUCUUGACCGUGGACUUAUCUCUGUAUGAUACCAAGCGCGAUGAGCUCGUCAAGACGGUCGAGACGGCACUACAGAGAGACGGCUUCUUCUACGUCGUGGGGCAUGGAAUUCCACAAGAGUCGGUUCAUAAGCAAUUCUCGAUAGGACAAUUCGCCUUCGACGGUGUGUCUAAAGAGGAGAAGAAGGCGCACCGAGCGCCAAUCGCAGAGGAGGGUUCGUUCAUAGGCUAUAAGCUCCAAAAUUACUGGGAAAUUAGGGAUGGUGUGAGGGACAGAAUUGAACACUACAAUUUCUACCUGAAUCAAAUUGAUCCCAUCUCGCGGCACCCUAAGCCUCUGCAGCCUUAUGUUGACGAGGUCAAAGCAUUUAUUGCGGAGUCACGGCAGAAAGUCCUCCGCCGGGUGCUCUCCCUCAUUGACGCCGUGCUCGGCCUUGAAGACGGCUACCUCUGGCAAUUGCAUGAAGAUCCACAGGGCCGGAAGGGCAACGAUCUUUUCCGAUACAUGAUCUACGACCCGCUGACCUCUGCAGAGGCAUCAAAAACAAACAAUGUCAUGCUGAAUGGGCACACUGACUUCAACUCUAUCAGCACUCUGGUAUCGCAACCAGUGACGGCGCUUCAGAUUCUUCUACCCGAUGGCCACUGGCGUUAUGUCAGGCACCGAGAGGGCGCACUAGUUAUCAACAUUGGAGACCAGCUGUCUUUCAUGUCAGGAGGUCUUUUAAAGGGCACUAUUCACAGAGUUGUGCUUCCGCCCAAGGACCAGCUGAAAUACCGGCGCCUUGGCGUUUUCCAUUUCGCACACUUCAUAAGCGGCAUCCCGCUUGACCCCCUUCCGUCGAAGAAGGUACAGACCGAAGGGCGCAAAAUAUUCGAGGGGAAAGUUCCCACGACAGAUGAGUGGGAGUCAGCUCGCGUCAAGACCUACGGGACAGCACAGCUGAUCAAGGGAGAGCAGUAUGACACUGAAUACAUCGCAGGCCUCCAAGUCCGGCACUGGCACUGA
Molecule: messenger RNA, 1125 nt
Organism: Heterobasidion irregulare TC 32-1
Lineage: Eukaryota; Fungi; Basidiomycota; Agaricomycetes; Russulales; Bondarzewiaceae
Exons: 9
Coding region: 1-1125 (374 amino acids)
Molecular function (GO): dioxygenase activity
Source: RefSeq, a predicted model, not a curated record